Molecule: messenger RNA, 3316 nt
Organism: Kogia breviceps (pygmy sperm whale)
Lineage: Eukaryota; Metazoa; Chordata; Mammalia; Artiodactyla; Physeteridae
Source: RefSeq, a predicted model, not a curated record
CAAGGCAACCCCUUCUGCGCUACUAUUGGCUGCGGGCCCCGGACUGGCGGGUUCGCGUCACGGGCCGGGCCCACCCCCUUGGCAAUGUCUUCAGCCUGCUGCACUCCUAACUUAAGCAUUUAUUCCACUGGGAUAGAAGCGGCAGGAGCAGCGUUAGCACCGGCGAACCAUGGCUGGGAUUUUUUAUUUCCUCCUCUUUUCGUUUCUGUUUGGGAUUUGCGACGCUGUCACCGGUUCCAGGGUGUAUCCCGCGAAUGAAGUUACUUUACUGGAUUCCAGAUCUGUUCAGGGAGAACUUGGGUGGAUAGCAAGCCCUCUGGAAGGAGGGUGGGAGGAAGUGAGUAUUAUGGAUGAAAAAAAUACGCCAAUCCGAACCUACCAAGUGUGCAACGUGAUGGAGCCCAGCCAGAAUAAUUGGCUGCGAACUGAUUGGAUCACCCGAGAAGGGGCUCAGAGGGUGUACAUUGAGAUCAAGUUCACCUUGAGGGACUGCAACAGUCUUCCGGGUGUCAUGGGCACUUGCAAGGAGACGUUUAACCUGUAUUACUAUGAAUCAGACAACGACAAGGAGCGUUUUAUCCGAGAGAGCCAGUUUGCCAAAAUUGACACCAUCGCCGCCGAUGAGAGCUUCACGCAAGUGGACAUUGGCGACCGAAUCAUGAAGCUGAACACGGAAAUCCGGGACGUAGGGCCAUUGAGCAAAAAGGGGUUCUAUCUGGCGUUUCAGGAUGUAGGGGCCUGCAUCGCCUUGGUUUCGGUCCGAGUAUUCUACAAGAAGUGUCCGCUCACCGUUCGCAAUCUGGCUCAGUUUCCAGACACCAUCACAGGGGCCGAUACGUCUUCCCUGGUGGAAGUUCGAGGCUCCUGUGUCAACAACUCAGAAGAGAAGGAUGUGCCAAAAAUGUACUGUGGGGCAGAUGGUGAAUGGCUGGUACCCAUUGGCAACUGCCUAUGCCAUGCCGGGCAUGAAGAGCGGAAUGGAGAAUGCCAAGCUUGCAAAAUUGGAUAUUACAAGGCCCUGUCCACGGAUGCCAGCUGUGCCAAGUGUCCACCACACAGCUAUUCUGUCUGGGAAGGAGCCACUUCGUGCACCUGUGACCGAGGCUUUUUCAGAGCCGACAACGAUGCUGCCUCCAUGCCCUGCACCCGUCCACCGUCUGCUCCUCUAAACUUGAUUUCAAAUGUCAACGAGACUUCGGUGAACUUGGAAUGGAGCAGUCCUCAGAACACGGGUGGCCGCCAGGAUAUUUCCUACAAUGUCGUGUGCAAGAAAUGUGGAACAGGUGACUCCAGCAAGUGCCGACCCUGCGGAAGUGGGGUCCACUACACCCCGCAGCAGAACGGACUGAAGUCCACCAAGGUCUCCAUCACUGACCUCCUGGCUCAUACCAACUACACGUUUGAAAUCUGGGCAGUGAAUGGCGUGUCCAAGUAUAACCCUAGCCCAGACCAAUCUGUGUCCGUCACUGUGACCACCAACCAAGCAGCACCCUCAUCUAUUGCUUUGGUCCAGGCUAAAGAAGUUACAAGAUACAGUGUUGCUCUGGCUUGGCUGGAACCAGACCGGCCCAAUGGGGUGAUCUUGGAGUAUGAAGUCAAGUAUUAUGAGAAGGAUCAGAAUGAGCGAAGCUAUCGGAUUGUUAGGACGGCUGCCAGGAACACGGAUAUCAAAGGCCUGAACCCUCUGACUUCCUAUGUUUUCCAUGUCCGAGCCAGGACAGCAGCUGGCUAUGGAGAUUUCAGCGAGCCCCUGGAGGUCACAACCAACACAGUGCCUUCCCGGAUCGUUGGAGAUGGAGCCAACCCCACCGUCCUGCUGGUCUCCGUCUCCGGCAGCGUGGUGCUAGUGGUUAUUCUCAUCGCCGCUUUUGUCAUCAGCAGGAGACGGAGUAAAUACAGUAAAGCAAAACAAGAAGCAGAUGAAGAGAAGCAUUUGAACCAAGGUGUUAGAACUUAUGUGGAUCCCUUUACGUAUGAAGAUCCCAACCAAGCAGUUCGAGAAUUUGCCAAAGAAAUCGACGCAUCCUGCAUUAAGAUUGAAAAAGUCAUAGGAGUUGGUGAGUUUGGUGAAGUAUGCAGUGGGCGUCUCAAAGUGCCUGGCAAAAGAGAAAUCUACGUGGCUAUCAAGACAUUGAAAGCUGGUUAUACAGACAAACAGAGGAGGGACUUCCUGAGUGAGGCCAGCAUCAUGGGACAGUUUGACCACCCAAAUAUCAUUCACUUGGAAGGCGUUGUCACCAAAUGUAAACCAGUAAUGAUCAUAACAGAGUACAUGGAGAAUGGCUCCUUGGAUGCAUUCCUCAGGAAGAAUGAUGGCAGAUUUACGGUCAUUCAGCUGGUGGGCAUGCUUCGUGGCAUUGGGUCUGGGAUGAAGUAUUUAUCUGAUAUGAGCUACGUGCAUCGAGAUCUGGCUGCACGGAACAUUCUGGUCAAUAGCAACUUAGUCUGCAAAGUGUCUGAUUUUGGCAUGUCCCGAGUGCUAGAGGAUGAUCCAGAAGCAGCUUAUACCACCAGGGGUGGCAAGAUUCCUAUCCGGUGGACUGCGCCAGAAGCAAUUGCCUAUCGUAAAUUCACAUCAGCAAGUGAUGUAUGGAGCUACGGGAUCGUCAUGUGGGAAGUGAUGUCGUAUGGAGAGAGACCCUAUUGGGACAUGUCUAAUCAAGAUGUGAUUAAGGCCGUCGAGGAAGGCUAUCGGCUGCCCCCUCCGAUGGACUGCCCCAUCGCCCUCCACCAGCUGAUGCUAGACUGCUGGCAGAAGGAGAGAAGCGACAGACCUAAAUCUGGGCAGAUUGUCAACAUGUUGGACAAACUCAUCCGCAACCCCAACAGCCUGAAGAGGACGGGGACCGAGAGCUCCAGGGAGUACAUUCUGCUAUCUUGGCCUCUCAGCCUUUCCUUUUGAUUACAAAGCCCACAGAAGCAAACAGAACACACCCUCCUCAGUUCCUCCUAAACGUGUUUCUUCUGCUUCUACUAUGCCAGUUCUGGAGCAAAGACGCUGAUGAAACAACACUCAUUCCUGAAAAUAAAACAUUUCUGACUUUCAAAUCCCCUUUCCCGGUGAAAGAAAUGGCAAACAUUCAAGCUUCAGCAUCUGUUCUCCAAUUGCACUGAGGAAUGUCCUGUCUGGCAGCGCCAGCUCUGCAGAGCCCCUGUUCCCCAACUCCUUUGGUUUUAUUUAUAUGUAUUUCCAUAUCUCACUUCUGUAUGUCCCUGCUGCAUUGGUGUGGCAGCAAGUGACCGAAGGCUACAGGUUUUACCAUGGACACCAGGUCCGGUGCCACCACACAAAACAAAGCCAGUUCCCGUGAGCUGC